UAUGUCAUUCUCGUUCAUAGAUUUGAGAGUAUAACCCUAAAAAAUUGAUUUUUUUUCGUUCAGUCCUAAAAAACUCGACAAGCAGGAAAGCAGAAAAAAACAUUACUUCUGCCCAAAAAAUUUAAAAUGAAGGUGUUUCAGCUUAUCAGGAGGAAUCCCUUUUCAAAAGACAAAUUCCUAUGCUCCGUUUAUAACGAAGUACGUCUUUCUAUGGAAAAAAGUACCCAGGAUAGCAGCUCCAGUAGUGACAGCAGCAGCAGUGGCAGCAGCAGCAGCAGUGAUUCCGAUAGCGAUGGUCCAGAUAUGAAAUCCAAAAAUAAUUUACAAGCCAAAAAGGAUGAAACUUUAAGCAAGCUGAACACUUUGUUACAGCAGUUACUUGAAAAAGAUGUGGUCGCAAAAAGCUACAAUCUUGAUUUGGCAAAACCUACAAACAAGCGAUCAAAAAAAGAUGCUAAUGAUGAGCCCAAGAAAACCGAAAGCAAGCAAGAUAAAAUGGUAAAUGCAGUGAAAAAUGUUGCCCAAGAGUUAGGAGGCAAUGUGCGACAAACCGAAUCCGAGUUGCUAACAAAGCUUUUAGAACCCACGUCAACAACUUUGAGCGAGAUAAUCAAGGACAUGAAAAUCGAUAGAGAACCAAAAUCUGUGGAACAAUCAAAGGCCGAUGAAGUCAGAAGCAUUCUACAGCAAGUACACUCCAGGCAAGGAGGAGACCCGUCAAAACCAGAGAAGAGAACCAGAAAAACCAUGCAAAUGAAGCCAAGACAAGAUAUGGUGAUCCAAAGAAUAGACCUCUUCGGAGCGAAACCUCUAGGCAUAUUCACAAACAAGGAUUCCUUGAAGGAAGUGCCCGGCAAUGAAACGUGGCAGGCAAUGUAUGAACGCGAUCUGAAGUUAUGCGUCACUCACCCGCCUAGCAAUUACUUCCAACAAAUGAUUUCGUGGACGGAGCAGGGAAAGUUGUGGAACUUCCCAAUUGAUAAUGAACAAGGUUUGGAUGAAGAAAAGAAGGUGUACUUCGCCAAGCACAUCUUUCUAGAGGAGCAUUUGGAGCCGUGGUGCCCUUCGCGGGGGCCAAUUCGACAUUUCAUGGAACUGGUCUGCGUUGGCCUUUCGAAAAAUCCAUAUCUCACCGUCGAGGCCAAGAAGGAACACAUAGAUUGGUAUAAAAACUACUUUGAGGACAAGAAGAAGCUGCUUCAGGAAGUUGGGGCGUUUCCCGUCGAGGCCAAGCAAGCUCAAAAAUCUGUUGAAUAGUACCGAGAUGUUGGUUUAGUUGUGAUAAAUUAAUUUUCUAGUU
Leptinotarsa decemlineata (Colorado potato beetle) is the source of this 1300-nucleotide messenger RNA. RefSeq names its product mitochondrial ribosomal protein S31. Gene Ontology annotation, cellular component: mitochondrial small ribosomal subunit. The record is from RefSeq and is a predicted model, not a curated record. Lineage: Eukaryota; Metazoa; Arthropoda; Insecta; Coleoptera; Chrysomelidae. Gene Ontology annotation, molecular function: structural constituent of ribosome.